UUUAGAUAUAAAAAAGCAAUUUGGGGAAGACUGUUCUCCCAUUUGUUCCUUUCGUAUUACUUUUGUUUAUCCGACUCUUUUAGCGUGAGAUAUAUACCCUCUUCGCAGGCAUCAUUGAGAUUAAUACCACAAAAAUGCGUCUUUCUGCAUCUCUCAUCCCACUGGCAAUGCUUGUGGUCAGCGGCUUGCCCUCGGUUGUCGGAGAUGUCUGGUUGACCUUUUCGCAUUAUACUCAGUCGGAUUGUAGUGGUAGCCCCGUUGGCUUCUUUUACGCCGACUGGACCCAGUAUGCUCAACUGAUGGCAGGGCUAAACUCUACGUGGUCAUCAUCCGCUGCAGCCGUCGCCAAUGUCCAAACAUGUCAGCAACUCAUUGCAGCUCAAAAAGAGUUUCCUUCAAGUUUUUAUGGACAGUUGAAUUCGAGGACUUCUAUCUCGCUUACGGCUGGGGAUAUUUUGGCGUUGAAUUUGGCUAUAAAGAUUUUUGCGGAUGUGAGCGUUGAUUUGAUUCAUGUUCAGGAUAAGUUGGAUGCUAUUCAGGCUGGGACUUGUUACCCUAAUCUGCAAACACGCUGGGGCAACAAUACCUAUGGCUAUUUGAAACCGGGUUGCGUUGUCAGCACCACGGCUCCGGCUCUCCCCGGCACUUCCUCACAAACCUACAGCAUUCGGGCCUCGACCUACACACCCGUGGACCAAAACAGUACAUGCGGUUAUAAGCGAGCAUUGGGGAUUAUGGGCGUCCUGGCUGACGACAUCUGCCGAACUGAAACCGGAAUCAUAUACCAAGUUGGUCAAUCUAAUGUUGGACGGGCUUGUGUUCGUGCGACAUGUUCCGGCGAUUUUCCCAAACUCUAUGCAAAUGCGUCUGCGCUAACUUGGAGCCAGGGGGGAUUUGGAGGAAUCCAACAUGGCAGUGCGAAUAUUUCUCUUAAUGUUGAUGCGUAUGCAAAUGCUUGCGAGCUUUCUGGGACUCCGUACUCGCAUUUUACGACCUGUAAAGUUGGCGGUUACACUGCGUCAUCAGAGUCGACGACCGAUACCAAAAAACCUGGGAAUGGCAAAUCUUUUGUGGAUAAUAUAACGUAUCAAACUCACGGAUUCACAAGCGCGAACCAGGGCACCAGGGUUACCAUCCCAGGAAACGCUGGCAUCAAGCUUCGGCCCAGCGGCACUGGUAAUGCUAGCGUUACAGUCAAUGUAACCAGUUCUCCGGAUCCGAUAACUGCUCUCACGAUUCCACCGACGGGUAUAAAUACCUACUGGAGAUUCGAGGCUACAGCUAAUGCCACGUUUUCGGCGGAUCUCUCCUGGACGUACACGGACGCAGACCUUGCUUUAUUUAACUAUACCGCCACGAGCCUCAAAUGGGCCUUUUACAACCAAGUAACAGGAACGUGGGAUACUCAAUCGGGUACCACGGUCGACACAUCCGCCAAAACAGUUGGAUACACUACUACACACUUUUCAGAGUGGACUAUUGUGGCGUCAGCGACGAGUGGAGCAUUGUCUAGUGCUCCUUCAUUGGUUAUGGUGCUUGUUGCUGUGUUGGUUGGUGUGCUGUCCGUGUAGUUGGUACCUUGUUUGACUGUUGUGGGUUUCUGGGGAAAGAGUAUCGUGCAGUAUUUGUUCCGUCGUUAAUACUGUGUGCAAAGUG
Spizellomyces punctatus DAOM BR117 is the source of this 1656-nucleotide messenger RNA. RefSeq lists its product as uncharacterized. Bases 135 to 1571 code for a protein of 478 amino acids. NCBI's taxonomy places the organism in Eukaryota, Fungi, Chytridiomycota, Chytridiomycetes, Spizellomycetales, Spizellomycetaceae. The transcript is spliced from 5 exons. The record is from RefSeq and is a predicted model, not a curated record.